Messenger RNA from Aricia agestis (brown argus), 1646 nucleotides. RefSeq names its product basic salivary proline-rich protein 4. The coding region runs from base 93 to 518 and encodes 141 amino acids. The record is from RefSeq and is a predicted model, not a curated record. The transcript is spliced from 3 exons. Lineage: Eukaryota; Metazoa; Arthropoda; Insecta; Lepidoptera; Lycaenidae.
CCCAUUUCCGCGAACCGUCAUCCGCAUUCAUUCGAUUUAUCAAAAAAGUGAAAGACGUCAGCUUCUAAUUUUUAAUAACUUAUUGAUCCAAUAUGACUUCGACAUCGUUCAACGUCGGUCUGCAAGACAACACGCGGCUGUCGUCGCGCGUGCUGCGGCCCCCGGGCGGCGGCCACACGGACAUCUUCGGCGGGGAGCCGGAGCCCACCCGCGGCCGCCGCGCCGGCCCGCCACCCGCCUCGACCAACCACACCGUCGGCCAAGGUGAUAUUCCCGCGAAGCCGAUGAACGGUGCCGAAGCGCCAACCCAGAACGGUCAGGAAGCUAAAGAGCAGCCUCAGCCUCAAGCCCAACCCCAAGCGGAGCAGCCCCAGCCGCAGCCCCAAGCGGAGCAGCCCCAAGCCAAGAUCACCCCGGAAGCACCCAAAGCCUCCCCAGCGGUGACCCCAACCGAAAAGACUGAGCCACCCAAGAGAGUCAGAGUGCCCCCAGGCGGUUUCUCAUCGGGCCUGUGGUAAGGCGUGGACUCGGGACCAGUAGUUUAUUUAAGUGCCUUUGAUGUGCUAAGCUUCUGUGUACAUAUCGGGCUAGAAUUGGAUUUGUGACACUGGUAUAGUGCAACUGUGUCUUUUGGGAACUAGUGUUGAAGUUUCCUGAAAGAUUUGAUUAACCUUCUUACUAACAAAGAUAUUUACGCAUUGUGGUCAAGCUGUCUGUCUUUGUCAGCCAUUAGACAUUUCUAAUAGGCCAGAAAAAGACAACCAUAUAAUGUAGUUACUUGCAAUGCUAUAUUUUUAUUAGUAAGAGGAUAUUAGUUGUGCUGUAGCCGUGUAAUGUUUUAGGUAAGGUUGACAAAAUAUCUAAGGGUAGUAACUGGCAUCCUAUAGUGCUGCUGUGUGUGCCCAAGGAUAGUGCAGGGAAAAUUAAUUUUGACCAGUCACAGAAUGUCUGUUACAGUUUAUGAGCAUGUGUAUGCAGAAGUUAAAUGUUUGUUUCGCUGGUCCCUUUGCUAGUUUUUAUGUUUGAUGGAAUUUUUUAUUUCCUCGCAAGGUAAUUUUAUUUACUCAAUUCUACAUAUUAUGUAUUCACAUGAGCUAUUUACUUAUUUUACUUGGGUAUUUUUACUCCGCUUGUGUCAAAAUGACAAUGUUUAGCUCGGAAGUCACAAAGGUAGGACUAAUUUUAGUGUGUAGGUUGUAUGGUCCAUUCUGGGGUGAGUAUGAGUCCUUGUCACUUGCAGUGAGAAAGUGUCUAUAAUUUGUAUGGUAUAGAAACUCAAUGUUAUACAAAUUAUAGUUAACUGUAUUCUUGAAAAGUGUCAUUAGCUCACACUUUCAUAUUUUACCUUGGGUUUCUACGUUGAGAUUUCUCAUGUUUAUGACGUAAAAGAUCCUUUCAUAGGUGAAACUCAGAUGUAUGGAUAUUGUUGGACUUUUGGCGAGAUUCGAUCUCUAAGCGUUUUUCUUGCAAAUGGAUGCUGAUUUUAUUUAGGACUGACAUGUGCAUAUUAAUGUGUACUUAAACCUAGUUGUACUGCAUUUAGCAUUUUUUAAACUAAAUUUAAUAAUUUUGUACGCCUUCUCUAGUUGCGAUUAUGUAUAUUCAAAAUGAUUGUAUUUUUAUAUAAAUUAAAAUACUGAAAAUGC